This is a messenger RNA of Scheffersomyces stipitis CBS 6054, 3494 nucleotides long. It is a transcript of the gene ENA2, whose product is annotated as Na(+)-exporting P-type ATPase. Lineage: Eukaryota; Fungi; Ascomycota; Pichiomycetes; Serinales; Debaryomycetaceae. Gene Ontology annotation, biological process: intracellular calcium ion homeostasis; calcium ion transmembrane transport. The transcript has a single exon. Gene Ontology annotation, cellular component: plasma membrane. The coding region runs from base 67 to 3330 and encodes 1087 amino acids. The record is from RefSeq and is a predicted model, not a curated record. Gene Ontology annotation, molecular function: P-type calcium transporter activity; ATP binding; ATP hydrolysis activity.
UUUUCAAAUUUAUACCAUUGACGUAUAAGUUCAUUAAUUCAACUAUAUUAUUUUCAUAACUGACAAAUGUCAGCCAUUGCACACUCCAGCACUAUAGACAAAAAGAGGACCGGAAAUGAAGAUGGGCACUCCAUAAUUUCUACCUCGUCUGGCGGAGACCCUGGGUUCCAGCCGUACCGUUUAACUGCGGCAGAGCUUGCGAAGAGGCUUAAUACCAGCAUUGAAGAUGGUCUUACCCCUCUUCAGGCAGAGGAAAACCUCAAGAAGUACGGAGCCAACAGUUUGGGAGACGGCGAGAAAAUCUCAUACACCAAGAUUUUGGCUCAUCAGGUAUUCAACGCCAUGAUCUUGGUUUUGAUCAUUUCCAUGAUCAUAGCCUUGGCCAUCAAGGAUUGGAUUUCUGGAGGUGUCAUUGGGUUUGUCGUGGGAAUCAACAUCUUCGUCGGUUUCAUCCAAGAGUUCAAGGCUGAAAAGACCAUGGGUUCCUUGAGAUCCUUGUCUUCUCCAACAGCCAGAAUUACCAGAAAUGGUGACGAUACGACAAUUCCUGCCGAAGAGGUCGUACCUGGUGAUAUUGUCCACAUCAGAGUUGGAGACACCGUUCCAGCCGAUCUCAGAUUGUUUGAUUCCAUGAACUUGGAAACAGACGAAGCCUUAUUGACUGGAGAAUCGUUGCCAGUAACCAAAGACCACAACGAAACGUACUUGGACUUCACCCAGCAAGUUCCAGUGGGUGAUAGAUUGAAUUUGGCUUACUCUUCUUCAAUUGUCUCCAAAGGACGUGGAUCCGGUAUCGUUUAUGCUACCGGUUUACAGACGGAAAUUGGAAACAUCGCCAGCUCUUUGAAGAGCGACACUGGGCUCAUCAGAAAGGUUGACAAGUCCAACAAUAGAAAACCCAAGAAGAGUGAAUACGGAAAGGCUUUCUUCGGUACCAUCUACGAUAUUGUAGGUAACGUCUUGGGUAUCAACGUCGGAACUCCUUUACAGAGAAAAUUAUCGUGGUUAGCUAUUUUCUUAUUCUGUGUCGCCGUAGUCUUUGCUAUAGUCGUUAUGGCUUCUCAAAAGUUCAAUGUGAACAAGGAAGUUGCCAUUUACGCUAUUUGUGUGGCUCUUUCUAUGAUUCCUUCAGCUUUAAUUGUCGUUUUGACAAUUACCAUGGCUGUAGGGGCACAGGUCAUGGUUUCCAAACAUGUUAUUGUCCGUAAGCUCGACUCUUUAGAAGCCUUGGGAGGUAUUAAUGACAUCUGUUCCGACAAGACAGGGACCUUGACCCAAGGUAAGAUGAUUGCUAAAAAGGUUUGGUUACCUACAAUUGGAACCCUCAAUGUUGACAACUCUGAUGAACCAUACAACCCAACUGUAGGAGACGUUCGUUAUACGAGAUUUUCUCCCAAAUUCAUUAAGGAAACAGACGAAGAAAUAGACAUUAAUUCUCCUUAUCCAGAUGACCCCAAGCCUCGCAACUUUCACAACUGGUUGAUGACAGCUACUAUGGCUAACAUCGCUACUAUUCACACUUCCGCCGACGAGGAAACAGGUGAAACCGUAUGGAAAGCCCAUGGAGAUGCAACUGAAAUCGCAAUUCAGGUCUUUACUACAAGAUUGAACUACGCUCGUGACUCGCUUACCCAUGAAUACGACCAUAUCAACGAGUUUCCUUUUGACUCUUCUAUUAAGAGAAUGUCAGCCGUCUAUAAGCACAUUGAAUCUGGUGAAAUCAGAGUUUACAGUAAAGGUGCUGUAGAAAGAUUAUUAGGCAUUUGCACCCAAUGGUACGGCCAUGAUGAUGAUUCAGACAAGUUGUAUGAUAGUCAAGAACCAAUUCCCUUGACCGAAAGUGACAAGGAGUUGAUUGAAGAAAAUAUGGCUGCAUUGUCAUCUCAAGGUCUCAGAGUUUUGGCUUUUGCUACCAAGAAGGUCGAAGACAAGGAGUUGGACUUGAACGACAGAGAUCAAGUUGAAAGCGAUUUGAUCUUCCAGGGUCUUAUCGGCAUCUAUGACCCUCCCAGAAUUGAAACCGCAGGAUCUGUUAAGUUGUGCCACAGAGCUGGUAUCAAUGUCCAUAUGUUGACUGGUGACCACCCCGGUACUGCUAAGGCUAUAGCCCAAGAGGUAGGUAUCUUGCCUCACAACUUGUACCACUACAGCGAUGAAGUUGUAAAGGUAAUGGUUAUGACAGCUAACGAGUUUGACUCCUUGUCUGACGAAGAAAUCGACAACUUGCCAGUUUUGCCUUUGGUUAUUGCCAGGUGUGCUCCUCAGACAAAGGUCAGAAUGAUUGAAGCUUUACAUCGUCGUAAUAAGUUCUGUGCCAUGACAGGUGACGGUGUUAAUGAUUCUCCAUCCUUGAAGAAAGCAGACGUUGGUAUUGCUAUGGGCCUUAACGGUUCUGAUGUCGCUAAGGAUGCUUCCGAUAUUGUCUUAACUGAUGACAAUUUCGCAUCCAUUCUUAACGCUGUUGAAGAAGGAAGAAGAAUGGCAGCCAACAUUCAGAAAUUUGUCUUGCAAUUGUUAGCUGAAAAUGUUGCUCAAGCUCUCUACUUAAUGAUUGGUUUGGCUUUCAUCGACAAUGCCGGAUUAUCUGUUUUCCCAUUGUCACCCGUAGAAGUAUUGUGGAUCUUGGUUGUCACUUCCUGUUUUCCAGCUAUGGGUUUGGGUCGUGAGAAAGCUUCAGAUGAUGUCUUGGAACAACCUCCUAAUGCCGAGAUCUUUACCUGGGAAGUUAUCAUCGAUAUGCUUGCAUACGGAAUCUGGAUGGCAGUCUGUUGUUUGCUUACUUUUGUUAUCAUUGUCUUCAUUGACGGAAACGGCUACUUAGGUGUUGACUGUAACUCCAACAGCUCGAAUCCUGGUACAUGUGACUUGGUCUUCAGGGGAAGAUCCGCUUCGUUUGCUACUAUGACUUGGUGUGCAUUGAUAUUGGCCUGGGAAUGUAUCCAUCCUACUAAUUCUUUAUUCCGUAUGAGACAAGACACAGAUCACCCAUGGUGGAAGCAGACUGCCAUAGAUUUGUGGAGUAACAAGUUCUUGUUCUUCUCUGUCAUCGGCGGUUUCGUUUCGGUUUUCCCAGUUGUCUACAUUCCUGUUAUCAACACCAAAGUUUUCUUACACAAGCCUAUCGGCUACGAAUGGGGUGUUGCUGUGGGUCUCUCUGUCUUGUACUUGCUUGGAAGUGAAGCCUGGAAAUGGGCCAAGAGGGUUUAUAGACGUAAGGUUUCCUACAAGGCUAAGAACCCUGAAUACGAAUUGGAAAGAAACGACCCAUUCCAGAAAUACGCUUCUUUCUCUCGUUCCAAUACCAUGGACAAGACCGAUUACUUAGUUUAGAUUCACACUGCUUUGCAUUGUUUCAUUUCUAUAUUUCAUUUCUAUGUUUCAUUUCUUGUGGUUCUCUAUAUUCCACAUACGUUAGAGCAUUUCUAUUUUUUAGUUUGAUUUUCAUCCCAUCUAUUCAUUUACUUUAUAAAUAUCCACGAUAAUAAAUAAUCAAU